Molecule: messenger RNA, 972 nt
Organism: Adineta ricciae
Lineage: Eukaryota; Metazoa; Rotifera; Eurotatoria; Adinetida; Adinetidae
Source: the annotation of a GenBank genome assembly
AUGUCGGCAACCUACUCUUACAUUUUAUCUUUAACAUCAGCUAACACGAACAUCUACAAAAUCGGUGGUCCUAUUCUCAUCGUCAUAGGCACUCUAAGCUGUUUCAUGAGUUUGAGAGUUUUCACAAGAAGAACUCUACGACAGAGUCCAUGCUCUAUAUAUUUAAUCGCAUCUACCUUGGCAAAUUUCCUUAUGAUCUACACAUCGAUAUUGAUCUCAACACUGGGCACUGGUUAUAACAUCGAGCCAAGUACAUACGAUCUCAAAUUCUGCCGUUUUCGUUACUAUAUUACAUUUGUCUGUGACGUUUUGAGUCCCUCUUACCUUAUUCUGGCUGCUAUCGACCGAAUCUUUAUCACUUCACGAAAUGCUUCGACACGACAACGAAGUACUUCUCGUCUUGCGUAUAUAUGCGUUGUAGUCAUCACUGUCUUCUGGUUGAUCUUUCAUAUACAUGCAUUGAUCUUUACAGUUAUCAUCAAGAGUGCAUCUGGUCUUGAUGUUUGUUAUUUUCAACCGGGUGUCUAUCUAACACUAGUGAGUUAUUAUUCAUUGAUCAUCAAAGCUAUUCUUAUUCCAAUAUUGAUGAUCAUUUUCGGUUUAUGGACUGUAAAAAAUGUGCGGAGUUUGAUUCAUGCGACAGCUCUUGUCACUCGUACAUCAGUCAACGGUGUCGGAGUCGCAGUGGGCGGUGUGCGUUCUUCGCGUUCAAAAGAUCGACAACUAAUUAAGAUUAUUCUCUUGGAUACUUUGAUCUAUAUUCAGUUCAAUACGAUGAUAUCAGUGCUCCUUGUGUACCAACAAGUGAUGCAAGAUCGAGUUCAACCUUACGUUCAGUUGUAUCUACAAGGAUUUGUAUUGAGCGUGAGUGUGUUCAGUGCUUACAUUCCGUUCUGCAUUGGAUGUUAUAGUAAUUUAUUUGUAUCGAAAACAUUUCGCACCGAAGUCAGAAAUAUUCUGAUGUGUCGCUAA